AUGCCACUGUGUCUUACCCGUUUACCUCCUUUUCCGGCCCUUCCUCUCCUCCUUUAUCCUCCUAAUGCUCUAGCCGUACGGUCAUUCUUCCACACUGCGGCAAUACAUGCCAGAAGCCACAGCCCUUCAUACUACGACAUCCUAAAUGUCUCAGCAACAGCUACAACGGCAGAGAUCAAAAAACAGUUCUAUGCUCUCUCCCUUGCCCAUCACCCAGACAAGAACCCCAAUGAUCCAACAGCACAUGCCAAAUUUUCCUCCAUAUCCUCCGCAUAUCACGUUCUCUCCCACGCGACGAGACGAGCCAACUAUGACCGCGAACACCACAUUCACCAGCCAACCAGGCCCCCAUACACGAGCUCCCACCACUGCAAAGCGGCAUCGUACGUAGGCUCCCGACCACCGUUUGGAUUGAGCAAACAACGAGGCGAAUUCCAUGGACCACCCCCAAGCUUCUAUGCGCACGGCGGCUAUGGCGCGGGUCGCCAUCAUCCCCAUCAUCAUCCCCACCAGACACAUACAUCCAAUACAUCCUCCACCUUCUCUGCGUCAACCGCAUCCUCAGACCCAAUCGCUACAUUCAUAUACCACAACCCCAUCUCCCACUUCGACGCGCAAUCUCAUUUCCGCACACAGCUACACGAGGACGAGAGAAGGCGUGUCCGCCGCCAAAGGGCGAUGGAGCGGGAGAAAGCGCGCAUCCGAGAGCAAGGAGGGCUGCUUAUGGAAGAUGCUGAUGGGAGUAUGUCUAGGAGUGUUUUUGCCAUAUUGGCAAUUUUGGGGCUAGGUACUCUGGCUGCGAGUUUGGGGAAAUCAUUUAUUCCUGCGCAGCCAACUCCUGCUGGCAUACCUCGCAAAGAAUACCCAGCUACCCCCCGGACUCAUUCGACAACCAAAGGUGCACGAGCAUAG
Paracoccidioides brasiliensis Pb18 is the source of this 912-nucleotide messenger RNA. RefSeq lists its product as uncharacterized. The coding region runs from base 1 to 912 and encodes 303 amino acids. The transcript is spliced from 2 exons. The record is from RefSeq and is a predicted model, not a curated record.